CAGAAGACCCCACAACGGCUCAGCUCAUUGUCCCACCAAUCAAGCCGCGCUCUUGGGGCGGCGGAUGGAUUGGUAGCAACAGCAAUUGAAGCCGUCCCAAACGCCAGCGAAAACGACACUGCCUUCCAUCUGCGCCGGCAGCAGAAGCCCCGCCGUCGCCCGCCCAUGCUGUUGCGACACCUCCUCGCCCCGGCCCUGCGCCGCCCGGCGCUUCCCAAGCCCGCCCUCCGCGCGGCAAUCCCGCUCAAGCCCGCCCAGCCCGCCGCCCUCAUCGCUGCAAGACGAACAUUUGCCACGACCGCACCACGCCCCGCGACGCUGAUGCAGGUCCUGAGGGGCUGCCGCAAGAAGCAAAAGGCGCGCGGCGCCACCUCGCCCGCCCUGACCAACAUGCGCGCCCCAGCCAUGAAGGGCGUCUGCCUCAAGGUCGGCGUCGUCCGCCCCAAGAAGCCCAACUCGGGCGAGCGCAAGACGGCCCGUAUCCGCCUGUCCAACGGCCAGCACGUGACGGCCUACAUCCCCGGCGAGGGUCACAACAUCCAGCAGCACUCAGUCGUCCUCAUCCGCGGCGGCAGGAAGCAGGACUGCCCCGGUGUCAGGUACCACUGCGUCCGCGGGGCCAUGGACUUGGGUGGCGUCACCAACCGCGUUACCAGCAGGAGUAAAUACGGGACCAAGAAGCCCAAGAAGGCAUCCGUGGGCUAGGGGUUUUCAGCUCUUCACUGUAACACACACCAUUGUAGAAUGAGAAUUAAAGCGAUCACGAAGACGCCACUUGGGCCCUUGCUCCCACCAGUCAAGACCGCAACCUGUUCGAAUCCCUUGUUAAUCCUAUCGCUGGGGAGGUAUCCACUGGUGUGUGUGUGUGUGGUGUAAUCCACGAGGCGUUGCCUGGAGAAAAAAACAAUAUUUGCAUAAUGGUUUAGUCCAGCGCACACCAAGUCCCCUUUGCUACUUUUGUCCUUCGUUGGUCUGUACCCUCCUGACGCCUCCCUCUCGCUUGUCCCAGUUUCCGCUAAAGUCCUGCCCUGUUGCUUUCAAGUGCGUGCAAGGGAAAGGUACCAGAUCUGCUGGCUUCUCCCUAACCAGUUGUGAAAAACAGCAAAAUUUAAAACCCGGAUAUCUCAGUCGUUGGAAUGAAAAGGGCUCUUAUGAGGAAUGAGGAUGGAAAAUGGGCAUAAGGAAAUUACAACUAGAAUCUAUCGUCUCAAUUUCAAUGGCGUGCCGUUGCCACACACACGCACCCCGGACCUUUC
Molecule: messenger RNA, 1256 nt
Organism: Gaeumannomyces tritici R3-111a-1
Lineage: Eukaryota; Fungi; Ascomycota; Sordariomycetes; Magnaporthales; Magnaporthaceae
Product: 30S ribosomal protein S12
Exons: 3
Coding region: 166-705 (179 amino acids)
Biological process (GO): translation
Cellular component (GO): ribosome; small ribosomal subunit
Molecular function (GO): structural constituent of ribosome
Source: RefSeq, a predicted model, not a curated record